Molecule: messenger RNA, 3332 nt
Organism: Anastrepha obliqua
Lineage: Eukaryota; Metazoa; Arthropoda; Insecta; Diptera; Tephritidae
Exons: 3
Coding region: 69-2399 (776 amino acids)
Cellular component (GO): extracellular matrix
Molecular function (GO): protein binding
Source: RefSeq, a predicted model, not a curated record
UGCAGCCACAUUGAAUUCAGCUCUAAAAUAAUAAAAUCCUGAAUAAAAACUAAAAACAACAACAACAAAUGAGCGCACAAAACACCUCAUACGAUCGCUUUCAAAGCAAACACAAAUCAAACAAAAUGGCCACACAUGCAGCGUCCACCAGUCCAGUCAGAUGGAAUAAAACGAAAGCUACGAAUAACACAAAACCCAUAAAAUCCACAAAAACUGCACCAAACUGCACUGAACCAUACCACCGAAACCGGGAGCGCAGGCAUCACAGAGCAACAAUAGCAAAAACUACAAUGCCUUCGUUUACACCUUCGACAUUUCUACUACUCUGCACCCUCACACUGCUGAGUCUGCUUUCGCACGCGUACGCCUUCUGCCCCUCCAAAUGCCAGUGCCUCAGUGGCGAUGCCAAUAGUCGGGCUUAUUGCGUUGACGCCGCGCUCGAGGAUGUGCCCAUACAAUUGAAUCCCGAAACGAAAUAUAUCAAUUUGACACGAAAUAAGAUACGCAACCUUGAAUUCACGUUGCCCUUUUACAUGAAGCUAGAAGUGCUGGAUCUCUCACAAAAUAUCAUCGAAACACUUGGCUCGAAAAAUUUCGAAUAUCAAAAGGAUAUGCGUACAUUGAAUUUGAGUCGUAAUUCGGUGAGCGCACUGCAAAAGGACGCCUUCAAGGGAUUGAGCAAUUUGUUGGUGCUCGAUUUGAGCUACAAUCGCAUUGAGGUGGCGCAUCCGAGCGCAAUGAGCAAUCUCACGUCGCUAAUUAAACUCGAUCUGACAAAUAAUAAUAUAGUGAGUUUGGAGGACAAUUGUUUUCGCAAUAUGAUAUCCUUAGAGAUUUUGAUUUUCAAAAAUAACCAGCUGCUGGAUGUGCCAUCGAAUAAUUUGCAACAUUUGCAUGCGCUCAAAUCGCUAGAUUUAUCUGAUAAUCUGGUGGAAUAUGUGCGCAACGAUAGCUUUGAAGGUUUGCGAGAGUUGAUGGUGCUGACGAUGAGAGGCAAUGUGAUCUCCGAGUUGGAUUUGAGCGCCUUUGAGGGGCUGACAACGCUGAAGCAUCUGGAUUUGGCCGAUAACAACUUGACGAUUGUGCCUACACAGCAACUUUCGAAGUUAUCCAAUCUCACCUACUUGUCGCUUAGCGGCAACCGGUUCAAUCAGCUGCCUGCUGUAGCUUUUCUAAAUCUGUUCCAUUUGCGUGAAUUGCAUUUGAAUCGUUUGGAUCGUCUCAAUCGCAUUGAUUCAAGAUCUUUCAUCGAUAAUACUCAUCUACAAGAGCUCCAUCUCAGCAACAAUCCCCAACUUUACGACAUCCCUAUGCGCCUCUUCCAGGGCAAUCCCAACGUACUCGAAAUUUACAUGCAAGGCAACAGUCUACAAACACUCUACUCCGCACAAUUCCCCGUCGAUCAACUGGAGCGCCUGUACCUCGGCGACAAUCCACUACAAUGCAAUUGCUCGCUGCUCUGGCUAUGGCGUCUUGUCACCGGCAACUUUGAUGGCGAAUCCAACAACAUUGCCGGUGUACAUGUCACGCACAGUCAGGGCGAAGCGGCCGUGGCAGCGCUGGGUGCAGCCGAUGCCGGUUCAGCGCAAGCAGCUGCCGCCGCAUAUGUGGCACAGCAAAAACAUAUACCAACGCAACCCGCACGCACCAGCAGCUCCUCCACCGGUUAUCUACAACUCGACAUCGAACGCAUCGGAUGUGACAUUUGGCAGGAUAAUGUGCGCACACGUCGUCGCCUCGCAACCAUGUCCGAAAGUGACAUCACCUGCCCCGCGCACAUUGUCACCAUAGUUUGCGCCAUCUUCACACUCUUGCUCGUGUUCGCCAUCGGCGCCAGCAUUCUUUUCUAUCUGCGCUUUGUGAAGCGACGCCGAAAGCUGUUGCAUGACCGUUCGCUCACCCGUUCGGGCAAAUCGAUCGUAAACGUACACGAUCGCAUACUACAACAUCAGCCGCUGGGCGCUGGCGGUGCGCUAGGCAUGGGUGUGGGCGGUCUCACCUAUCCACAUCAUACGUUGCAGCAACAGGGUGGCACACAUCACGCCAUGCUACCGCUGCAUCCGCAUGAGUAUCAACAAACGCUGCCGGCACAAGUGGACAAACUGGAAUUGGAACGAUAUCUGGCGGCGCAGGCGAUCGCCAAUGAGUAUCGUGCCUUGAAACCAUGGGAGCUGCCGCCAGUAAAGGAUGCGAAUGCGUACAGCGAUGAACCGGAACAUUUGUAUGAAAAGUUCGACCACUACGACUAUCCGGACAUGCAGACGAUGAGCAAGUCCAAGCAGGCGGCGCUCAUGUCCACCACUGAUGACGGUAAUACGCCCACCCCCAAUGGCAUGGUGCAGAUGGGUAAGAUUGGUGCUGGCGGCACAGCGGCUAAGCCGCAUGUCGUCUACGUAUGACUCCCGGGUGGGCAAGUGGGUGUUGGCGCUAAGGGUAAUGCAAGUGAUGAGUACGGAGAUAUGGGUAUGGAGGCCGAAGGCGAAAUGCGCUACUGCAUCAACAACAACUACAGUAGUUACGUGAAACUAGUUUAGAACGUGGGCACGGAGGCGGAUAGUAGCAGAGAGAGUGGCGCUGGAAGAGAGCUCAUUAAAAGAAGAGAGAGCGCGAUGCAGCGAGCGAACGAGAUGGAGAUGAGUGUAUUCGAAUGUAAACAGCUGAAUUGGGCGAAACGCAUGUAAGAAGAGUGUCAGCAAAGAGAGCAGAGAGCAAGGAAAAGCAAGCGCUUUAAUUGUAAAAGCUGCAAAAAACAGCUAUAAAUGUAUAAACAAAGCUAAGGUCAUAUGAACGCAGCGAUAAAUCGAAACAAGGGUAUAUGUUAGUAAUAAGUUCUAAACACAUAUAUACAUACAUACACCAAGAGCAACAACAAUACAAGCAAACGUUAUGCAUUAAUAUUCAUGAUAUGUACUAAUUUAGCCAUAGAUGAAAUUUUCGCGAAGAGUUUCCUGCAAAACUUAAACAAAAACAUGAAAUAAAAUAUAUUUGCGUAAACGUAACAAGAAACAAUGUAAAAUGAAACAAGGGAUACGUAUAGAGUUAAAAUAGCUAAAUUACAAAUUAAGUAAAUCUAAAGCAAAACUAAAAACAAAAAUCAUAAAUAUGAAAAAUUAAUUACUAAGAAGCAAAACUAAAAAUUCUUAAAAAACAAAAAACAAAUAGCCGGAAAACUAUGCAGUAGAACUUAAACUAUAAGCAAAAACCUAAAAUCAAGUUCAAGUUGAAAAAUUGCAAAUAAUGCCUACAUAAAAUAUAAAUUUAUUUCGAAAUGGGUGUGAAAGUAAUGUGAAAAAGGAGGCACUUAAUAAUAACAAAGCAAAGCAAAAAAAGAA